Molecule: messenger RNA, 2922 nt
Organism: Pomacea canaliculata
Lineage: Eukaryota; Metazoa; Mollusca; Gastropoda; Architaenioglossa; Ampullariidae
Exons: 3
Coding region: 1360-2052 (230 amino acids)
Cellular component (GO): membrane
Source: RefSeq, a predicted model, not a curated record
GGGCAGCGAUUUUUAUUUUCACUACGGUUCUAUGGAAUCAACAGUGUCGUGGGCCCCUAUAACCCCUGUAGGUCAUGUCGACGUGGCACACCCAGACUCCCCCCCCCUCUCCCCCACAGCUAUAAAAUGAACUCCAGCAGCCGGCGGGGGCUGUGUGUGCGUCACAGCAUACUUAUGUUCAUUGAACAUUUAAACAUUCAUCUGCACUGACGACUAGCGCACUAGUUCACAAUGCUUUAUCGGUGCAUCAAUAAAUUACACACCUUGCAAGAUCUCUGUUCUCCGGUCACUUCCUGUUUGCGCACGCAUGGCAGGGAAAUGGUUGGCAUAGCUCAAAGGUCAGAGAAGUGAUUGACAGUAUGUCUGUCCUACACGAUUUGCAUGAAACCUACUGGAUCAUUGCUGCAUAUAGAGUAGAGUGGAUAGCCUGUAGGACCUGGCAGAAGAGACUGAGGGAAACAUGUACACAUUUCAUGACAAAAACUAGAUGACACUUAUCUUUAAAUUUAAUCCACAUACUUAAUUGGUGAGUAAAAGCAUGGCACAAAAGGAACAGAGAUAUAUCUACACACUGUGACAUUCAAAGGUAUGUCCGAGUGAAUAUCGUGACCUAUCGUCACACCCCAUGGUGCUGCAGUAGGGAAAGGAUAGAGAGACAAGGGGCGACUCAGUGGACGAUGGGAUGCUGGGCGUGGUCACCGCUCGUAAGACAAUAGGUGGCGCUGCGAACACUCGGUCAAGCGUGUCGCCGGCGGGUGAGUCAGGUCGCUCGUCUCUCGCAUCCAUAAUCGCUCUACGCUCGACUGAGCUGGGAGGGAAAGUGACUGAUGCUGCGAUGGUUGCUGCGAUCGUGUCACGCUGCACGAGCACGUGUGCUGACUGCAGAUGCUUUGCAGUGGAAGGGAUGCGCGCCCACCUCCCAACUGUUUGAUGCUUUCACGAAUUCCUCGACCCAGAAUUGGAGUUUCUGAUUUAAUUGACGUGGUAACGCCCUCGACAUUGGCAGAGCUCACUCCAUUGUCGAUGUUUAGUGCUCGCGUGUUCAGUGUGCAAACGACUGUCCACAGACCAACUCGACUUUGACAAACUGUUCUCGUCAGACUUGAUCGCUUGUUUGUCUGCCCGCCACUAGUCAGGCCGACAUUCUGCCGAGGAUACUUAGAUGAUGGAUCAACCGAUUGAAGCCAUCACCACGGUGCUACCAGGCUACAGUGUCGCAUAGUUUCUCUGCCUCCCCAACACAUCAUCUUUCCACGUUGUCUUAUCGACAUCAGGAGAGGUGACCGGUGAGAAAAACAAUAGGCUCGUCAACAAAAGUGUGUUGUGUUGUGGUUUUAUUGUGAAAUCUUGCAUGCAGCCAUGGGCGUCGUCCUCAUGACAAGACACCCCGUGUACAUCGCAGGCGUCUUUUCUGUCUUCAUCGCCACUAUUCUUUUUUUCAUCGGUUCCAUUGUGCCUGCGUGGAUCGUGAGCGGCGAUGUUGGUGUGGGACUGUGGUUUGCCCGCAACGACAGCGGACACAUCUGGUCCUACAACAUCAAGAACGAUGAAGAGUGGGUGAAGACGGUGAAAAUCCUGCAAGUCAUCGGCAUGCUGUUCCUCGUGUUCUCUUGCUGCACCGCCGUCUUCACCGAGUGCAGGUUCAAGCCCAGACCUCCGAGUUAUUUCCUGGAAUCCGUGGUUCUCAUUGGAGGUCUGGUUAGUCUCAGCGGACCCAUGGUGUACAUCGGACAUACUCGCCAUGGGGUGGAGUCCUCCGACUUCAGGUACGGAUGGGCCCUCAGCCUCAACGUGGCCGCCGCUUGCCUGGCCAUUGUCACCGCCGUCGUAAUGUUCAUCACCAACGCCCUCACCAACAGCCCUCGUUGCUCAUGCGAACGAGAGCUACCUGCCCUGGAACGAUGCUGCCCUCGUCCCAAAGCCCUACCCGGAGAGUAUACCCGUGGGCGGACUUCCCUACUUUUCGGGUCACCAGCCGCCGGGGAUGAGACCAUCGAUAGCAGAUUAUCAAAACUCCGGUGUGUUUUCUCCCUCGCCAGGUGCCAGAGGUAAUCACUUCGGUGGCUACCCCCUGCACGACGUGCGUGCAGACUCCAGCCAGCACCUCACGAUACCCGACACGUGGGAGGAUGUGAACUACGCUCGCCUCAGCCCCAGCCAUCUCCUGCAGGACGGAUACCACCUUGGCCGCGACGACUUCGCCACGUGGGACAGUCCGUCGAUGUCCAGAGGAUACCUGGGACACACGAUGCCUUACUCACCUGCUAGGGACUAUGGUGACGUCAUGGGAUCCCCGUACAGCGCCUACGCUCCAGCGUACACCAUCCCCAGGGCUGUGCUCCGCUCUGGUUACCAUGGAUACCGCAACUCUAAUCUAGAGGACGAUGGGUUGUGAACGAGGGUUGUGUAAUGAUGCUGUAUAAUGUGGAGUAGUAUAAAGCGUUAUACCACAUACUAAGUAAUAUUGAGCUCUAUGUAGUCCUGACUAUGAUAUCAGCUUUACAACUUGUUGACGACACAAUAUCAUGAAAAUAUUGUCCACUGGAAAAACUAAAUCCGAAACUCGAUGCAUUCUAGACACUAGCAGAACAUUUCAACAUCAGCAGUGAGUGGCAUACUGCAAACUACAAAAGUAACGGAUUUCACACACGUGGAUCUUAGAAACAUUUACUCAGAUACAUUUUCUUUCGCUUCUUCUUUCCUGCCUUCCUUUCAUUCAUUUGUUUUUUCUUUUUUUGUGGUAUUUUCAAUCGUCAAGUAUGUUUCAGUUUACCAUUGUUUUGCCCUUAAAGAUUAGAUUACCAUUUAAUUUUGUUUUUUCUUCAACUUAAGAACUUAACAAAAUCCAAAUUUUCCCCCCCCCUGAACAUUUCAUAGAUGAAACGUGUGUAAUGUUAAUGAGAAUAAACAUGGAGAUGUUGA